This is a messenger RNA of Daucus carota subsp. sativus, 1170 nucleotides long. RefSeq lists its product as uncharacterized. The record is from RefSeq and is a predicted model, not a curated record. The transcript has a single exon. The coding region runs from base 1 to 1170 and encodes 389 amino acids. NCBI's taxonomy places the organism in Eukaryota, Viridiplantae, Streptophyta, Magnoliopsida, Apiales, Apiaceae.
AUGGCACAACACUGGUAUAGUCGACUACCCCCUAACUGUAUAUCCUCGUUUGGAGAUUUGAGCCGAGCUUUCAUAGGCCAGUUUAUUGGGAGCAAGACCCACGCUAAGAGUUCAGCCUCGUUGAUAAACCUUCAUCAAGGCAGGAACGAAUCCCUCAGAGACUAUAUGAAUAGGUUCACCAAGGAGGCGCUCAAGGUCCCGGAUUUAGACCAGAAAGUAGCCAUGAUUGCCCUACAGCAAGGAACCAGGGAUGAUAAUUUCCGCCGAUCACUAGCCAAGAGGGCCCCUGAAAAUAUGAAUGAGCUCCAGGAGAGGGCCAGGAAGUAUAUCAAGGCUGAGGAAAGCCUGAAGAAAUCUCAGAAUAACCAGGGACCGACCCCGAACCCAAAGAAACGUGGAAACGACACCGAGUACAACGCGGAUAGUAAGUAUUUAAAGACAGGGGAUGGUGAUAAGUCCCCAACCAAAAAGAAAACAGGACCGAGGUUCACUGACUAUGCAAGGCUGAAUGCCCCUAGGAGUCAGAUCCUGAUGGAAAUUGAGAAAGAUGAAAGUGUUCGAUGGCCGAAGCCUAUCAGGACUGACCCCGAAAAGAGAAACAAGGACUUAUACAGCAGGUUUCAUAAGGAUACAGGACAUAAGACCGAUGAUUGUCGGCAGUUGAAGGAUGAGAUCGAGUUUUUGAUCCGAAAAGGCAAGUUGUCCAGGUAUACUAGGGAUACGGACAAGAAUCCCCGUGACAAUGACAACCGUGGAAAAGACAACGAUGAUAGGAAUAAGAGAAACCAGCCUAGAGGGCCUGUGAUCAAUGUAAUCUCUGGAGGACCGACCGCAGCAGGCCUAUCUAGUAACUCACGAAAAGCUUAUGCUCGUGAAGUGAUGUACAUUGUUGGAGAGCCCCCGAAGAGAGCAAAAAUUGAGUUUGCUCUAGCAUUCGACAAUUUAGAUCUUGACAGAGUUAAAUUUCCCCAUGAUGAUCCUUUGGUAAUCACCCCGGUGAUUGGAAACUCUUCUGUAAAAAGGGUACUCGUUGAUAGUGGAGCCUCAGUAGAUAUCUUAUUUCAUGGUGCAUAUGAGAAGAUGGGAUAUUCUGAUUCACAAUUGACACCUUCAGAUAUGCCUAUAUACGGCUUUAAUAACGUGGAGACAAAGAUUGAAGUUAUGAUCUAA